UUUAGUUAUCCUCUCAGUACUUAUUGUGUUUUUUAUCAGAAAAAGGCGUAAACGAGGACACAUAACGACCCAAAUAAUUGAAAAUAUGGUUUCCCGAGACUCAAGAGCUUAUUCGGAGAUUCCAGUUGAUAAUCUGGCUCAGAAUCCGGUGUUCAACUUCGGAGAAGAAGACAAUCGCUUGAGUCAAACUAGUACCGCCAACGUCACGGUGACCAAUGGAGAAGCUUCUGUAUUAUACCUAAGGCCGGCGAAGAAAUCUAAAUUGCAGGAAGAAAAUAAAGGGUUUUUAACUUCGACUUCUAUUGACAUCGAUCAAACACCACUGAAGGAAGGAGAGGAAGAUCACAUCGACCAACUAUCUGAUCAGCCAAUGAAGCAAAGACAUCAAAUCACAGCACCCAAAAUGCCUCCAACCAGCGAGGAUUAUUCAUAUGCCCAAACGGGCCAGAACAUUCGGUUAUCGCCUAUGACAGCCGAUGAGGAGUCCUGCACUUAUUCCUAUGCAGAAGUAAGGCAAAGAAUGCCCGAUUACUAUACUAGCGCUCAACCCACCGAGGAUCAGGGGGAUGCAUUGUCAAGUACACAAAUGGUUGACAAUCCCAUCUAUGGAAAUUAGAAUUUAUAUUUCAACAGGCGAAGGCUACUGACGGAAACUUUUUUCUGAGUUAAAAGAAAAUUGAUUCAAACAAGCCAACUGAAGCUGUCAAAUGCACAGAUAGCCUAUCCCAGUUUGACUGUGAAGAAAAUA
Molecule: messenger RNA, 748 nt
Organism: Lingula anatina
Lineage: Eukaryota; Metazoa; Brachiopoda; Lingulata; Lingulida; Lingulidae
Source: RefSeq, a predicted model, not a curated record